CACGAGCGUUCAUUUAAAUACGUAACAUAUAUAUAUGGGUGGAGAAGAAAUUGGGAACCUUCCCAAUCCACCACCUAUUUUUUAAUUAGAAUUAUAAAUUAUAAACGGCGUUCGUUAUAUUUUUAAAAUUACGGUGGCCACUAAAGUAUAAAACUAUUUUCCUAACAAUUUUUUCCGGUUUCCCAAGUUUCCUCCUCUCUCUCAAGGUCUCAUUUAGCGUCUUCUCUCUCUUCUACGCCGUGAAACCGAUUUCCUCUGGCCGUUAACCGUUUUCCCGAUUCAGUUUCUAGCCGAGGACUAGCUUUGUUUAUAUUCUUCCUUUCGUGUGGAUUGUGGAUACGUGUAUGGAUUAAUUUUGACUCGGCUACGCGGCGACUCGGAUCUCCGCGUUUGACUCGGUCCUCGCUCGUUUCCGCCGCGUUUUCGCAGAAUGUGGCUUGCCUUAUUUGCAUGCCGGGAUUUAUAUUGAAUUUGCAGUCUCGAUAUCGUAGGGUUUCCUCUUUGUUCUUUGCGGUUGGUUUUGUAAUCCGUCGCGGGGAAAACGGUGGCAGAUUACGUAAUGCUAUGGCGGAGAGGAGAAACUACUUGUCGAAAGAGGCUAUAGAUGGGUUACAGUAUCUGAAACGUAAAAGGCUUCAGAAAAUGAGAUCAGGCUCUGUCAAUGGAACAGUAGGUCUCAGCACAAUUGCUAGAAGCGGAGGUGAUGCUACGAGACCAUCUUCAGCGUCAUGUGGAAUGAGAUUACGGGUGACUGGCAAGGGUGGAUUCUUGAAGGAGGAGAGGUUUGAGACUGAUGAUCUUAAAUGGACCGAGAGGCUUCCAGAAUGUCCUGUCUACAGACCAACAAUGGCUGAGUUUGAGGAUCCUUUGACUUAUUUGCAGAAGAUUUUCCCAGAAGCUUCAAAAUAUGGUAUCUGCAAGAUCAUAUCUCCUUUGACGGCAACUGUACCUGCAGGCGCUGUGUUGAUGAAAGAGAAAUCAGAUUUCAAGUUCACCACCAGAGUACAGCCUCUUCGUCUUGCUGAGUGGGAUUCUGAUGAUAAAGUUACGUUCUUCAUGAGUGGGAGGACCUAUUCAUUUCGUGACUAUGAGAAAAUGGCGAACAAAGUAUUUGCACGUAGAUAUUGCAGUGGUGGCUCUUUGCCCGACUCAUUCCUGGAGAAAGACUUCUGGAAGGAAAUCGCUUGUGGCAAAACUGAAUCAGUUGAGUAUGCGUGUGAUGUAGAUGGUAGUGCAUUUUCGUCUGUACCUGAUGACCCACUAGGAAGCAGCAAAUGGAACUUGAAUAAAGUUUCAAGGCUACCGAAGUCUACCCUGCGCCUUCUUGAAACAUCCAUUCCGGGAGUCACUGAACCAAUGCUUUACAUCGGAAUGCUGUUUAGCAUGUUUGCCUGGCAUGUUGAGGAUCAUUAUUUGUACAGCAUCAAUUAUCAACAUUGUGGAGCAUCAAAAACUUGGUACGGUGUUCCAGGUUCUGCAGCUCUAAAUUUUGAGAAGGUGGUUAGAGAAUGUGUGUACAGCGAUGAGAUUCUGUCAACGAAUGGAGAGGAUGGAGCCUUCGAUGUGCUUCUAGGGAAGACAACUAUAUUCCCACCAAAGAUUCUGUUGGAUCAUGAUGUACCUGUCUACAAGGCUGUACAAAAACCUGGAGAGUUUGUUGUCACAUUCCCCAGAGCUUAUCAUGCUGGGUUCAGCCAUGGUUUUAACUGUGGUGAGGCAGUGAACUUCGCGAUGGGUGACUGGUUUCCCUUUGGAGCCAUUGCGAGUUGUCGCUAUGCUCAUCUUAACAGGUUGCCAUUGCUUCCUCAUGAAGAGUUGAUUUGUAAGGAAGCAAUGCCCUUAAACUCGUGUCCCAAACCCGAGAAUGUGGAUUUUUCACCUUCGGAAUUGUCAGGACAAAAAAACAUCAAGACUGCGUUUGUGCACCUGAUUCGUUUUCAUCAUCUGGCUCGAUGGUCUCUAAUGAAGUCAAGAUUAUGCACAGGCCUUGUUUCGAAUACAUACGGAACCAUCGUAUGCAGUUUGUGUAAACGGGAUUGCUAUUUGGCGUUUAUAAAUUGCCAGUGCUACUCGCAUCCCGUCUGUCUCCGUCAUGAUGUUAAAAAGCUUGACCUUCCAUGCGGGACAACGCGAACUCUGUUCCUGAGAGAUAACAUUGAAGUCCUGGAAGCUGCUGCAAAGAAGUUUGAGGAAAAAGGUGGAGUUUCAGAUAUGAUUACAAGUGAUGAAGAUUUAUAUGCCUAUCCAUCGCCACUCAAACUUGCAGCUGCAAAAGAAGAAGGAUAUUCACGGUAUUCCACUAUAUACUUUGACUUCAAUACCGAGUUGGAGAUGGCUUCUGGAAACCCUGUCAUGAGCUACGAAGCAAAUGCUUCAUGUAUCUCUUCUGUUGCUGAUGAUUAUGAAUGCUCAACAACUGCUGUUCACAAGCAGGUAAAUAGAGGAGCUAACUGUAGUAGCAGUAGUGAUUCUAAGCUCUCGGAAGACGUAGCAAGCAGCAGUAACAGGAAGACUCGGUUCUUCUCUGCGGUUCAAGAUGAAGUACUAGGUACGGACCAGGAAAGUGAGGGUUCUGAUUCCGAGAGUUUCAGAGUGAAACGACGUUCGUCGCUGAAAUGUGGGAACCGAACAGUUGUUCAGGAGACGAGAAGAGACUCUGAGCAUCAUCAGGGACAUAAAAGAUUGAAGAGAGCACAGAAGUACCACGAAGGAAGAUAUAGUAGUAGUAGCAGUAGCAGCAGCAGUAGUAAGGAAGAAGAAGUGUUCGUAAUUUCAAAAAGAAAGGAAACUCAUGAGCGGCAGCAAAGUGACGUGAAGAAGAUUGAGAAUCAUUUUGGUGGUGGGUUUAAACGUCUGAAAGUGACAGCGUUGAUAAGGCCAUAACGUGACAGACAGCCUUCAACUUCCUCCUAACUACAUUUUUUUUUUAACUGACUGCUGAUAAUCUCUAACAAUACGGGAAAGAAAAAGCGAAUCAAAAGCAAAAUAUUCAGUAUCUGAUUUUAUUAUGGGAGAAGAAAGAAGCAAGAAGGGGAUAACCAACCAAACAACCAACACUAUUGGGUUUGUUUUUAGGAUUUUUACCAAAUCUUUGAUUCUUUGUGUACAUCUUUCUGUACACUUUUAAACUCUUUAUGUUCCUUCUUCUUUUCAUCUUGUGAUGUAAAUCUCUUAUUUUGUUUUUUUUUGUUAUUACUGUCAACAGAAAAAGGCUAGUUUUUUUUUUCUUCCUAA
Brassica rapa (field mustard) is the source of this 3234-nucleotide messenger RNA. Its product is annotated as lysine-specific demethylase JMJ706. Gene Ontology annotation, molecular function: histone demethylase activity. NCBI's taxonomy places the organism in Eukaryota, Viridiplantae, Streptophyta, Magnoliopsida, Brassicales, Brassicaceae. The record is from RefSeq and is a predicted model, not a curated record. Gene Ontology annotation, cellular component: nucleus; chromatin. Gene Ontology annotation, biological process: chromatin remodeling; regulation of gene expression.